ACUAAUAUUUAAAACCUCAUAUCCGCUCGCUCUUACUACACACCACACUUUCUUCCACGCCUCACAUUCUUUCGACCCUCCACCUUACACACCUUUUAAUACUUCACAAUGCCUUUCAAGGAUGGAGACGCUAAGAAGGGUGCCAACCUCUUCAAGACACGAUGCGCCCAAUGCCACACUCUCGGUGAGGGUGAGGGAAACAAGAUCGGCCCUAACUUGCACGGUCUGUUUGGACGCAAGACUGGUUCCGUUGAUGGCUUCUCAUACACCGAUGCCAACAAGGCAAAGGGAAUCACAUGGGAUAACGAUACCCUGGUAUGCACAAUGUCUCUGGAGUUCUAUUGGGGAACUGUACUAACGAAUGCCAUAGUUCGAGUACCUUGAGAACCCAAAGAAGUACAUUCCAGGAACGAAGAUGGCAUUCGGUGGAUUGAAGAAGGACAAGGAUAGGAACGAUCUGAUCACGUACGUUUGCCUUGUCCCAUACCUAUCGUAGUGUAGAAUUCGGGAAUACUCACUAACACAACCCACAGCUACCUCAAGGCAGAGACCAAGUAGACGCGGCUGGACUUGUAUGAUAGAAUAGACACUUGUACUCUAGGUUAGAUAGCAUUGAUGGGACGGGUUGCGCUGCAGCUGCGUGCGCGCGGCGCCGUGCAAUCAAAUAUCAGAUUCUCCUCUUUUCCAGUUCUCCAGCACAAGACAGGAUAUGAACGGAGUUUUCUCUUUUUGCUAGACGGGCUUGGGUUGAGUGUAGGUUGAUUGUAAAUAUACAUACAAAGCGUUCUUCGUUGUUCCUUGGGCACAUGAUC
Molecule: messenger RNA, 812 nt
Organism: Cadophora gregata
Lineage: Eukaryota; Fungi; Ascomycota; Leotiomycetes; Helotiales; Ploettnerulaceae
Gene: CYC1
Product: iso-1-cytochrome c
Exons: 2
Coding region: 109-384 (91 amino acids)
Biological process (GO): mitochondrial electron transport, ubiquinol to cytochrome c; mitochondrial electron transport, cytochrome c to oxygen
Cellular component (GO): mitochondrial intermembrane space
Molecular function (GO): heme binding; electron transfer activity
Source: RefSeq, a predicted model, not a curated record